Gamsiella multidivaricata is the source of this 1240-nucleotide messenger RNA. RefSeq lists its product as uncharacterized. The annotation marks the transcript as partial. The record is from RefSeq and is a predicted model, not a curated record. The transcript has 4 exons. Lineage: Eukaryota; Fungi; Mortierellomycota; Mortierellomycetes; Mortierellales; Mortierellaceae.
GAUUGGGAUUGUACCUGUCGACCUUCAAGUUGAAGGAGCUGCAAUCUGUACGAUAUAGGAGGUUACCAGACGAUCGUCUGCCGCUCAGGAUCGUGUCGACAGUCGGAGGCACAGACUACUACCUUCAAGAGAUUCGUAACGUGAUCUGGACCGAGGAGGACAUCGAACAGUUGUGGCCAGGAGUCAAUCCAAGCAAUAUCAAGAUCCUGACACUCGAUGCUGGUCAAGCGUUCGUGGUUGGUGCGUAUGCCUAUCUACCUGAGGAUCCCGACGGUCACUACAACCUCGCGGUGAAUCAAAAGGCAGUUAUGCAACCUGUUUUUCGUUACAGGAGAUGGCUUGAGAAAGAAAAAAACUCAAAGGAGGGCAAUCAACCAGAGUCGAUUUCGGAAAUGGAGUCUCGUUUCCCACUACUUCGGGGUCCAGGCGCGAGCAUCACCAAGUACUGGGAGGCACUUGAACUAAAGAAGAAAGGCCCAGAGGAUGACGACGAGGAGGAGGAGUCGAAAUGUCCAGCAGGAGAACGACUCUUGGAGUUCUAUGCUGGAUCCAACAACAGAUUCAAAAAGCAUGGUUGGGAUUGGGACAGGGCGAAGCAAGCAGAAUACCAGGCUAUUGCGGCGAGUCUGUUGGGUAUCGUAGGCGGAAGCAUUGGCCAUCCCCGGGACCCAGCCAAUCCAGUCUUGAUUGGCGUUGGUCUUGGUCAGUUCAAGAGUACAGGGCGCAUUUCGUCCCUCCAUUCAACCUUCCUGGACUACUUUAUCCCAUUGGCCCGGUCAUUGGGGUAUAUUGUUGUGGGACUCAACGAGUACUAUACCUCAAAAAAGUGCCCUGAUUGCCAAAACUUUGUGGCACAGGUGACCCUCCGCGAACUGAACUGUCCACACUGCGAGCAUUAUCACCACAGAGAUGCGAUGGCGGCUGAGAACAUGUCCAGGAUUGUCAGAGGACACCUGGAGAAGCAGGAACGACCUCUUUACCUACAGCCCAAGACGGCCGAUGGACGGUACCCUUGGCAGGAGGACCCAAACAUGAACUCUUCCACAGUUGGCACCAGCAACACCAACAGCAGUGCACCAACGACCAGCGCCAGUACAAGCACCGGUGCUCUCCCCCGUGGUCGCAAGAGGACACCAUCUGUAUCGAACAAGCCAAGAAAGCCCGGGAAAAAAGCAAAAGAGUUUUAGUAUCAUAGUUAAGACUAGUUUUUUGUGUGUCCGUGUUAAGGAGGGCACCUAUU